AUGGCGGUAACCGCCGAAAAUCUUCAUGAUGACAAGGGUCCUAAGAUUCUAGCUGUGCUAUGGACCUUGACUGGAAUAACAACCCUCAUGGUCAUAGCUAGGAUCUACAUUCGACUUAGGGUGCUGCGAAACUUUGGUAUGGACGAUUAUUUGAUUGUCGUUUCCAUGAUCAUGGGACUUGCAUACUGCGCAAUCUCUACAGUAGGCGUGAGCUUGGGCUUUGGGAAACAUGCUAUGUACUUGACUACGGAAAACCUGGAGAAAGCCAUUCUGCUCAAUACAGUUAGCUUUUUGUUUGGGAUCCUCUCCUUCACUAUUCCCAAGAUCGCCGUGACCUCAAUGUUGACCCGGAUCUUGAACCCCAAGGCAAUCCAUAAGGCUAUACUAUGGACGAUGGUUGGAACUGCGGCUGUAGUGUCCAUUAUCUGCAUUCUGAUCCUCUUCACAAUGUGCGAUCCGGCAGAGGCACUGUGGACGCCCAGACUUAUGGCAGCAGGCGCCACCUGCAAGAGUACAACAAUGCUCAUUAACUAUGCUAUCUUCACUGGAGCCAUCUCCGCCGUUGUUGACUUGACUCUGGCCAUUUAUCCGACCACCGUCUUGCUCAAGCUCCAUAUGUCUCUACGAAAGAGAAUUGCGUUAUGUGCUGCUUUGGGGCUUGGUGCAAUUGCUUCUGCAAUGGCGAUUGUCAAGUGUACCCAACUUCACGGACUCGCCGACAAAAAAGACUAUACAUACGGUACUGCCGACCUUGUCAUGUGGACCAAUAUUGAGGCCGACGUCGUCGUUAUAGCAUCGUGUAUUCCCACUUUACAACCACUCCUCGAAAUUAUUCUCGGCAAAAGAGUGUCACCCUCCUACAGCCAAGGAAAGAGCGAUCAAUUCAAAGGAAGCAGCAAUUUCCCCUCCUCAUACAAUCGCUCCAGGCAACAGUCAAAGACACACGACGAGCUCGGAUUCACCAACAUCGACCGAGAAAGUCAAGAAAGCAUCCUUCCCGCCAAUAGCAACGGGACCAAUAGCCACGCUCUGGGACAUAUCCACCGCAAAGAUGAUGUGACUGUGGAAUACGAACCAGCUGCACCCAAAUCAGGAUCAGGGCGUACUUCUUGGUGA
This is a messenger RNA of Penicillium griseofulvum, 1116 nucleotides long. RefSeq lists its product as uncharacterized. The record is from RefSeq and is a predicted model, not a curated record. The coding region runs from base 1 to 1116 and encodes 371 amino acids. NCBI's taxonomy places the organism in Eukaryota, Fungi, Ascomycota, Eurotiomycetes, Eurotiales, Aspergillaceae. The transcript is spliced from 6 exons.